CGAACCAAUAAUACCAAUUACGUAAAAUUAAACUGACAGGAGUAUAACAAAUCCAAUUUAUAAUCGUAUAAUAAACAGUAGGGGUACCUAUUUCGAAUUCAGUUACAUUCUAGUCAGCGUUAAGGUAGGCGAGUGAUGGAAAUCGAAGUUGACGAAUUCUGAUCUUGAAAGAAUAUUUUGUGCAGAGGUUUUUAAAGCAAAAUGGUUACAGAAGCGUUUAUAAAAGCCGAAUACCCAUUACAUUGGUGUGUUUGGAAAAACGACUAUAAAAGUUUGGGAGCUCUUCUAUCAUCAAAGCAACACAACAAAGAGAAGUUAGAUGUACGAGGUAGGUCCCCUCUAAUGUUAGCUGUAACAUUAGGCCAUUUGGAAUCGACUAGGACAUUACUACAUCACGAAGCUAAUGUUAAUUGUGAAAAUUUAAAUGGUUGGACAGUGGUACAAGAAGCAGUUGCUACCGGUGAUCCGGAGCUAGUACAGAUUGUUCUUGAAAGUAGGGAUUUUCAGAGGUAUACAAGUAGAAUGGCAGGGAUUCCCGAGCUAUUACAUAGAUUAAAAGAAGCCCCUGAUUUUUAUGUAGAAAUGAAAUGGGAGUUUACCAGUUGGGUCCCUCUGGUGUCUAGGAUGUGUCCUAGUGAUAUUUAUAAGGUUUAUAAACAGGGAUCUAGUGUACGGAUUGAUACAACGCUUUUAGGAUUUGAUCAUACCAGUUGGCAGAGGGGGAAUAGAAGCUACGUUUUCCAGGGACACACUAUUAAUAUGUGUGCUCCAAUAAAGGGAGAAAGGAGCUACGUGUUCCAACUAAAAAGUUUUUCAAAAACUGAUGACGGUGCUGUAAUGAUGGAAAUAGACCAUGAUCUUCAACAAGUGUAUUGUGAACAAAUGAAAACAACAGAAGAUUCUUUGAGUAUUUUAAUGCCGAACGAAGAAUCUGUAUCACAACGGUUAACAACUCCUAUAGUUACAACUUAUAUCGAUACAGAAAAAAUCAGUUUCGAAAGAAAUAAGGCUGGUUUGUGGGGCUGGAGAUCAGAUAAGACUGAAGUUGUCAAUGGGUAUGAAUGUAAAGUAUUUAGCGCUUCGAAUGUAGAAUUAGUGACUAAAACUAGAACGGAACAUCUAACAGAGACUGAUAAAGCUCGUAGUAAAAAUAAUAAACAUCCAUUACAGAAUUUUCUGGGUAUAGCAGAAGUUUCUGAAUCUCAGGCUGCCUCCUUACUUCCAAACGAAGAAUACAGUAAUUCUAGUAACCCUUGUAAUAUAACACCUGAAGAGUAUUUCGAUAAAGAUGUAGAUCUAAACGCUCAGGAUAGAGAUAUCGGUCGACCUAAAGAGGUUCAAGUCAAGGUUCAAAAGUUUAAAGCUAAUCUGUGGUUGUGUGAAAAUUAUCCUCUGUCUUUACCGGAACAGAUACUUCCUAUUGUGGAUUUGAUGGCGAUAUCUAGUUCUCAUUUUGCCAAAUUGAAGGAUUUUAUACAGAUGCAAUUGCCUUCUGGGUUUCCUGUUAAAAUUGAAAUACCUCUGUUUCAUAUUUUGAAUGCGAGAAUAACUUUCGGGAACAUAUUCGCCAUGGACGCCGAUGUGCCCCUUGUUACUAAUAUUCAAGAAGAUAAUCGACUGACUUGUGUACUAGACGAUUCUCUGUUCAAAUGUCCUUCCGGAUAUGCUCAAAUUGGUUUAGAUGGAAGACGUCAAUUUAGUAUGGAAGAAGAAGAUGAUUUACUCCAAUUUGCCAUACAACAAAGUUUGAUAGAUGCUGGUACGGAAAGGGAGGAGGUGGAUAUUUGGGAAGCACUUAGAGCUCAGAAACCUUCCAGACCGGAAACGCCCAACUUAGUUGGGGAGGAAGACAGGCAGUUGCAAAGGAAACGUCAAAUUUUAACACCCGAACCAAAAAGUUUAAGACCUAUAAAAGAAAAUUUGAGAAAAAAUUCAUUCUAAUGCUCAAUUUAUCGCUUUAUUUUUCCCCUUUAGUCUCCAUAAGCUCCCAUUUAGUUUCAUAUUUUUUUAUUAUUAUUAAUUUAGUAGCUUUUGCCUUUGUUGCAAUAAAAUCUAGUUACAAGCAUAAUUUUUUCUAAAAAAAUCGAAUUAUAUCAAUUAUUUUAUUUUAUAUUGUAAAUAUGAACAAAUGAUUUAUUUACCUUACUAAAGCAUUCGACUCUGUUGUAACUAAUAACAAAAUUCCACUCCCUUGAGGAUAUAGGACCAUUCCAGGUGCCAAAGAUCUUCAUCUUUUAUUUAAUAUGCUCCCAGGUAUUAUGCGAAGAUACCUUAACCUCUAAAAAUAUAGAAUUGCAUCAUCUAGUCUAUAUAAAAUGGAAAAUAUCGAAAAUUGCAAUGUAAUUAUAGAUCUUUCUAAAGCAUUUGAUCCUGUUAGUCAAUGAUCACAAUAUCGUACUGAGUUAUCUAUUACUGAAAACCUAUUAUCCUCAUAACCAAGUCACCGAUCAUCUGUAUGCAAAGUUCCAUAGUAUUUAAGUUGUUUAACUUGAUUUGGAGAUGAAAUACGUGGUUAUGGAGGAUAAAAAACUCAUCCACAAUUCUGAACACGGGCAGAAACUAGUCCAGGUUGUGCCAGAACGACACCAAAUAGCCUUACAAACUUUUUAUUUACUAUAAACCUAUUAAUCUUAUAUCGAGUGAUUGUUUGGGGUGUGAAGAUAUCAUUAGGGUGUUCAAAACGUUAUGCAUAAAUUGUUCUAAAUUUAUCUGGAUUUGUAGAAGAAAUAUACUGCUAAUAAUAGUUGUCAAACAAACUAAAUGUUCAAAUUUUGAUAGAAGUCGAAUGAUAGAUGUUUGUUGUAUAAAAGAAAGUAAGCAAAAACUGGUGUUUGAAAGGCUUAUUUACCAUCUGGAAUUGGUCCAUUUCCUCGGUCACUUUUUUAUGGUAUACUCCAAUGUACAAUUCUAUGAAGUUUAUUAAUUGUUAUUUUACUGCACAUGCGUAUAUUGCUAGAUUAUACUUAUAUUGUAGAGCUAUCCAGGCUAGUUUAGAGCUUUAUCAAAAGAACACGACUCCGGGUAGUUUGCUACCAGAAAACAACAGUCCCGAAAUGGAUUCCGAUCUAAAUUUGGCCCUACUCCUGUCCCAACAAGAAGAAGAAAAGAAGAGACAGCGCGAAGAAAAAGAGAGGCUGGAAGAACAAAAAAUAUUGGCGGAUAUUUUGGAAUUGUCGCUUAAAGAAAAAUAAUUUUUUUUUUGAAGGGGUGAUAACAAAAGGCAUUGAACGAAUCAUAUUUUUGUUGUUAUUUUAAGAAAAUAUUCAAACCGAUGGAACGCGUCCUCUAUAAUAUUCAAUUUCAAUACAUAUCUGUAGAUUAUUUUUAUUUUAUACUGAAAAUAUGUUUGUUUAUUGCUAUUAUUGCAAAUUUUGCACUUUACUAAUUUAUUGAUUUUUAUUAAAACAAAUCUAACUUAAAUGAAAAUGUAGCUUGUCCUGCAGGAUAUCUAUUCGAGAAAAAUAUUUGUCCCGAAAGAAUUUCCGGUCAGUAUAUUUAACAAAACUUGCCAGGUUUCUAAUAAAAAUAUCAAUUUUGAGGUAUACUUUGGUCUUUUUUUUGAAAAAAUAAAAAUAAACGACUGAAGAAGAAAAAAAUGUACAUAUUAUAUAGAAGUAUCUAAUAUUUCAUAAAAUUUCUGUUUAAAAAAAAAUAAUUUUUAUAAAAAAUGUGGUAAAUAUCAAGAUUAGGUUGCAACCCACCGAUUUCGUUGAAAUUUUAGUAUGUUGUUUACACUGGUCAAUAUAGGGUGCGGAAACCAUCCCUUCAGGUACUUCUUUUCGUUAGAAUAAUCAAAUAACUAUAAUAAUUCCAACCCUUUUAAUUCUCAAAAUGAAAAAGGGAUACUAACCUAAACUAACAUACUAAAAUUUUAACGAAAUCGGAGGGGUGUAACCUAAUCUGGAUAACUACCAAAAAUGUUUAUAAUUUUUUUGGAUUUUUUCUACUUUUUUCAUUUUUGGAAUAAUAUUCAAAAAAC
Molecule: messenger RNA, 3979 nt
Organism: Diorhabda sublineata
Lineage: Eukaryota; Metazoa; Arthropoda; Insecta; Coleoptera; Chrysomelidae
Product: ankyrin repeat domain-containing protein 13D
Exons: 13
Coding region: 202-1941 (579 amino acids)
Cellular component (GO): cytoplasm
Molecular function (GO): protein binding
Source: RefSeq, a predicted model, not a curated record